Molecule: messenger RNA, 2011 nt
Organism: Glycine soja
Lineage: Eukaryota; Viridiplantae; Streptophyta; Magnoliopsida; Fabales; Fabaceae
Product: aspartic proteinase-like protein 2
Exons: 10
Coding region: 98-1606 (502 amino acids)
Biological process (GO): proteolysis
Molecular function (GO): aspartic-type endopeptidase activity
Source: RefSeq, a predicted model, not a curated record
AAGAGACCCAGUCUCUUUUCUCUCUCUAUUGUUUCUCUCUGUAAAAGACUCAAUGCAGCAAGUGCGUCGUCGUGGUGAUUGAGGAGCGCUGAGCGAAAUGCGGGGUGGUGUUUCCCUGUUGUUGGCGUUAGCCUCCGUGGCGGCGGCGGCGACGGUGUCGUGCGGUGGUUUGGCGGGGACUUUUCUUCCUCUGGAACGGGCCAUUCCUCUGAACCAGCAAGUGGAGCUGGAGGCGCUGAGAGCUCGCGACAGAGCACGCCACGGUCGAAUCUUGCAAGGUGUCGUCGGUGGCGUCGUAGACUUCUCCGUCCAAGGAACCUCCGAUCCUUACUUCGUUGGGUACGGGUUGUAUUUUACGAAAGUGAAGUUGGGAUCCCCUGCGAAAGAGUUUUACGUUCAGAUUGAUACUGGAAGUGACAUCUUGUGGAUAAAUUGCAUAACUUGCAGUAAUUGCCCUCAUUCUAGUGGAUUGGGGAUUGAGCUUGAUUUCUUUGACACGGCCGGCUCGUCCACUGCUGCGCUUGUUUCCUGUGGGGACCCGAUAUGUUCGUAUGCGGUUCAAACUGCGACAAGUGAAUGCUCUUCUCAGGCUAAUCAGUGCAGCUACACUUUUCAGUAUGGGGAUGGAAGUGGGACUACUGGUUAUUAUGUUUCUGAUACAAUGUAUUUUGACACGGUCCUCCUCGGACAGUCUGUGGUUGCUAACUCUUCAUCCACCAUCAUUUUUGGGUGUAGCACCUACCAGUCUGGGGAUUUGACCAAGACAGAUAAAGCAGUUGAUGGAAUUUUUGGGUUUGGCCCUGGUGCUCUAUCUGUUAUAUCACAAUUGUCAUCACGGGGUGUAACACCCAAAGUGUUCUCUCAUUGCUUAAAAGGAGGAGAGAACGGAGGAGGCGUGCUAGUUCUUGGUGAAAUUUUGGAACCAAGUAUUGUUUAUAGUCCACUUGUCCCAUCACAGCCUCAUUACAACUUAAAUCUUCAGAGCAUUGCUGUCAAUGGACAACUUCUCCCAAUUGAUUCAAAUGUAUUUGCAACAACUAACAAUCAAGGAACAAUAGUUGACUCUGGCACAACAUUGGCAUACCUUGUUCAAGAAGCUUACAAUCCUUUUGUCAAAGCUAUAACUGCUGCUGUGUCACAGUUUUCAAAACCCAUUAUUUCAAAAGGAAACCAGUGUUAUCUGGUAUCAAACAGCGUAGGUGAUAUAUUUCCUCAAGUCAGUUUAAACUUCAUGGGCGGAGCAUCUAUGGUUUUGAAUCCAGAACAUUACCUCAUGCAUUAUGGUUUCCUUGAUGGUGCUGCAAUGUGGUGCAUUGGCUUCCAAAAAGUGGAGCAGGGAUUCACAAUUUUAGGAGAUCUUGUCCUAAAAGAUAAGAUAUUUGUAUAUGACUUAGCUAAUCAACGAAUUGGAUGGGCCGAUUAUGAUUGUUCCUUGUCUGUGAACGUCUCUCUGGCUACCAGCAAGAGCAAGGAUGCAUACAUCAACAAUUCAGGACAGAUGAGUGCGAGCUGCUCCCACAUAGGCACUUUCUCCAAGUUGUUAGCUGUAGGCAUUGCUGCUUUCCUUGUGCACAUAAUAGUUUUCAUGGAGUGCCAAUUUUUGUAAACCACUACCACGAGUCAAAGAUCACUCUUUGAAACUUAAAAGGGUUGGCUGAUGUCUUAUUUAUUAUCGGCAUACCCUUGUAUUGAAACGGGAGGUGGUUGCAGUUUUCUGAGCUGUAUUUAAUCUCAUAGGUAUCUUUAGCACGCUGAAAAUGAGGAUCUCAUUGUAAAGGGUAUCUCUUGUUGGGAACUUGCAUAAUUGUAUACAGUAUUAGUUUAUCUCUGGAUGGAAAUUGUAUCAUUUAUAAACUGCUCUGACUACAUAAAACAGUGUACUCCUGAUCUGCAAAGGAUAUGGGAAUGUCAUAUUCGUGGAAUUGUGUUCAUGUUAUCACCAAUGGAUCGAUGUGUGCAGCAACAAAAUUUUCAAAUGAAUGUAAAGGAAGCAGAACAAUGUUUCUUAGAA